CGUAUUGACAUAAAAUAUCCCCAAACAUAUCUAAUAAACUAAUAUCAUUUAUAAAUUAUCCGAAUCAAGUAUUUAAAUAUACGUUAAACGAGUAUCUAUAAUUAUUUUUAAAAAAUAGUGUUACAGUUACAUCAGGAAUAAAAAUAACAUCGGACUACAUUUUAAGGCUAUUUUCUACGUCAGAUUUACCACCAUGGAGGAACAAUACGCAUUGAGUUGGAUGAGUUUCAAAAACAAUUUAAUAUCGGGCUAUCAAGAAUUGUACAGAGAUGAAAUGUUUACAGAUGUAACAUUAGCUGCCGAUGGAGUUAUUGCCAAAUGCCAUCGAGCUGUUUUAGCAAUCAGUUCAGAUUUUUUUAAAAUCAUGUUGGAAAGCUGUACUGGGAAUAAUCACCCUAUAAUUUAUCUCAAUAAUAUUUCACAACAAAACUUGAAAAAUCUAUUGGAGUUUAUUUACUAUGGAGAGACCAGAGUUGAACAUGCAGAUUUAUCUCAGUUUAUACUGAAUGCAGAAUCGUUACAAAUUAAAGGAUUAACUGGUCCCAAAACGGCUCCCACUAAACAGACAAGAUCAAUAAAAAGAAAGGCUUCACAGAGUUUAGAAAAUGAAAUAAAAUCUCCCAAAAUGAUAGAAGUUAUAGAACCAGAAUUCAUGAACGAAGAAGACCUGGAACACAUAAAGGCUGCAGAAGAACACAACGAGAAUCUUUUGAAAAGAGAAACCUGCCAAGAUAUCGAAGAAGAAAUCGAACCAUCAUAUAUACAAACAAACGAAAUGAAAGUUGAUGAAAAUCCUGAUAACUCUUCAUAUAUACCGGAUUACGAAAAUACCGAUGAUGAUUAUAUAGAAGAUGACUAUGAUAUGGGAUUCCCACAAGACGGAGAUGAGAUAAAAUUCAUAAGAAGUCAAAAGCUUAAUGCCCAACUCGUGUAUAACAUGUGCAUUUACAAUCGCAAGAAAACGCUCCAGAACGGCUGCACGACCUGGCGUUGUUGCGAAAACCUAAAGUACAAAUGCAAAGCUGUCUGCAUCACAUUGAACGAUAAAUUCGUCAAUGCAAGGCACAGGCACAAUCACCCGAACCAUUGGGAAAAAAUUGCAAACAGGCCAUUGCACGAUAGAAGUGAAUUCGAACUGAACGAUCUCAUUGAUGAACUAGAAGCCAAUUAGAUAAUAGAUAGAUAGAUUUAGUGCAGUAAUCCAGUACAUAUCCAGCAGCCGAAACUCCUUACAAAUCUACCACGAGGGGCACACUUUCAAUCGGUACAAUUCGAAAAACGAUGCAAACUAUUGGAGGUGCACGCAAUACCGCAAUAUGAACUGUCGAGCCAAACUGAUAACAUAUUCGAAUGGCCAAAAAAUCGUUGUGAAGGAA
Ctenocephalides felis (cat flea) is the source of this 1376-nucleotide messenger RNA. RefSeq names its product modifier of mdg4-like. NCBI's taxonomy places the organism in Eukaryota, Metazoa, Arthropoda, Insecta, Siphonaptera, Pulicidae. Gene Ontology annotation, molecular function: protein binding. The transcript has 7 exons. Bases 194 to 1171 code for a protein of 325 amino acids. The record is from RefSeq and is a predicted model, not a curated record. Gene Ontology annotation, cellular component: nucleus. Gene Ontology annotation, biological process: regulation of transcription by RNA polymerase II.